Messenger RNA from Moneuplotes crassus, 1634 nucleotides. Lineage: Eukaryota; Ciliophora; Spirotrichea; Euplotida; Euplotidae. The record is from the annotation of a GenBank genome assembly.
AUAUAAUAUGCAGAAAGGUGUAACAAGGAAACAGUUGAGAAUCAAGAUUCCUGGGCUCCCAGAAAGAUACGAGAUCAUGAAGAAAUUAGCAUCAGGCAGUUACGGCAAAGUCUAUGUUGCCAAGGACAAGGUCGGCAUGAAGAUUGUCGCGAUUAAAAUCGUUACACAACUUUUUAUAGACUCGGUUGACGCUAUCAGAUCUUUGAGGGAAGUCUCCUUUCUGAGACAAUUUGAUUCUGAUAGUGUGGUGAAACUUCUUGAUUUAGGAUUCCUCGGUGACCCUCAAUCUUAUAAAUCCAUGUACUUAGUGAUGGAGUUUUGAAGGAGAGAUCUCAGAGAACUACUCCAGCCAAAAGAAAGCGCUAUGAAGGAGUCUGGAGUUUACUUUUCUAAACAUCAAGCUAUGAAGAUUAUUUAUGGAAUUUUGAAGGGAGUCCAAUAUUUACACUCAAAAGGAGUAGUUCAUAGAGAUUUAAAGCCUGAAAAUGUGCUUUUGGAUAAUGAUCUCAAUGUCAAGUUAUGAGAUUUUGGCCUAUCAGUUAAACUUUCUGAUCCUCCUGAAGCUAAGCCAGUCUUUGGAGAGGAAUUUAAACAAUCGAGGGUGAGUACUGAAGCUUCAAGUAAAAGAGAUUGCUUGAACUUUGAUGACGAUUCUAGCUCAGAUGACGAAUCGUCAUAUGUGGAUGAAUAUCAAACUUUCUCUGUCUCUAAAUCCAAAUCUGUAAAUGAAACAGCUGGUAUGUUUCUGAGAGAAGAAUCGAAAUGAAUGUACGGACAAGAUAGUUCAUUUUCAGAAGAUGAUCCUGAUAUGUGAGAUAACCCAAUGGUGAAUGCUUUUUUCCGAAAAACGAAGUUGACUGGAUCUGAAGAAGUGAAAAAUAUUUUAAAAAAAACAACUCCAAAACUAAGGACAGUAAAGAGAAAAAUUGACAGAAAGAUGACAUCCCACAUCGGCACAAGAAACUACAGGGCUCCUGAGGUCAUUCUGCUCCAGAAAAAUUAUAGCUAUGAGGUUGAUAAUUGGUCUGUUGGGUGAAUAAUAGCUGAAAUUUUGCAACUAACUUGAUUCGAAACUCCACACGAGUUUCUGAUCAAAAGCACUAUUUUGUUCCCUGGUGAAUGCUGUUACCCUCUAUCUCCAAAGAAGAAGAGUGAGAGUGUUAACAAGGGCUAUCCCUACAAUAAGAAUGACCAACUUAUGUGUAUCCUGAGAGUUUUAGGCUCUCGUGAUCAUCCUGGUGACACCGAAUUCAUCAAUGGAGAUAAAUUGAAAAAAUACCUAGCAAGUCUUCCGAAAUUCGAAGGAUGCUUGAAGACAUUUUUCCCUCAUGUUACAGAUGAAGAUUCUCUAGAAUUGCUUCAAGGACUGCUUGAAUUCAAUCCUUCGAAGCGACAUACCAUUGAGCAGUGUCUCAAUCACCCAUUCGUAUCUGAACUAAAGAAGCAAGAUGUGACAGAUAAGGCCUAUGAUUAUGGAAGUAAGAUAGAGCUCAAAUUUGAGAAUUUUUGGCACAAAAACAUCUCUAAAAAAGAGCUUCGAGAGCUAUUUAAGGAAGAAUUUGAGCUAUACUUGAGCAAUAAAUGUUAAAUUUAACUUGUAAUAAACAAUUUGAGGCUAAAGCUCUUUAUGAUAA